AGGCAGGAGGAGGAGGAGGAGGAGGAUGGGGGAGUCUACAAGAACUCCGCUCUGCCACAGAGUCUCUCCACUUGACCCAGAGGCAUGCACACCCAGCAUCGUUGGAUUCUUUUGCAGGAACAAACAACACAAAAACUUCUUUCUUUUCCAGGAGGAUCCUUUACGCGCGGCAUUUGCGAAAUGAUGGAGAUGCAGAGAUGAGGCUUGCGCGGUUCUCCAUGCUGCCUCUCCUCCUCCUCCUCCUCUUCCUCUCCUCCUGAUGAGGGGACAACAACAAGGCUGCCUGAUGUUAAAUGCCCUUUCCCAACAAGAAUAUGGCAAAGGUGAAGCAAUCGGAGCUGGGCUCCUGACGGGACCGUUAAUCCUUUCAGUGCACCAAAGCGGUUUGGAGACGUUUGGAUGGAAAUUAAGCGUGUGUCUGCUGCAAGAACUGUUUUUGGUGUUGUAUGAAACCGGAGAUUAGUUUUUCUACCUUCAGGACUGCAUUGAGGAGAUUUUUUUUAAAGUACUCUCACAUCUAAAUGGAAUUAGUUGAGUCUGCAGCCGUUUGUGAAAGGAACAGACAUGGUACAUGGACACAGCUUCCAUUAUGUUGUUGCAAGUCUUCUCCUACUUGGCUUGUCUGGUGCAACAAAGAAAGACUCUGCAGUGACAAACAAUUCUGGGGUGAAGCCAGCUGGUCAGUGUGGAACAUGGGUAAAAGAACCAGAAGGCGGCAUUUUUACUUCUCCCAACUACCCAAACAAAUACCCCCCAGACACAGAGUGUGUUUACAUCCUUGAAGCCCCCCCGAGGCAGUGCAUCGAGCUCCACUUUGAGGAGCACUACUCCAUCGAGUCCUCUUGGGAAUGUAAAUUUGACCACAUCGAGGUUCGCGAUGGACCUUUCAGCUUCUCCCCCAUGCUCGGACGCUAUUGCGGUCAGCAUAGCCCGCCGGAUAUCCGGAGUAGCGGGCGGUAUUUGUGGAUAAAAUUUGUUACGGACGGCGAACUUGAGGCGGUGGGAUUUUCGGCCAACUACAACUUCACCGCAGAUCCGGACUUUUCCGAUUUAGGAGUACCGCCGCCACUUCCCUCAUGUCAGUACGACAUGGUCGGCCCUGAAGGUAUCAUUGAGUCUCAUCAGAUCAUCAGAGACGGGAAGGCAGGUGCCAAUGAGGCUGUGGACUGCAAGUGGUACAUCCAGGCACCGCCACGCUCCAAGAUCUACCUGCGUUUCCUGGACUACGAAAUGGCCAACUCUAACGAGUGCAAGCGUAACUUUGUGGCGGUGUACGAUGGCGGCAGUUCGGUGGAGGACCUGAAGAGUAAAUUCUGCUCCACGGUGGCCAAUGACCUCAUGCUGGUGUCUACGCUGGGCGUCAUCCGGAUGUGGGCGGACGAGGCCAGCCGGAAAAGUCGCUUCCGCAUUCUUUUCACCACCUACCAAGAGCCUCCAUGUGAUCCAGAUGCCUUCUUCUGCCACAGUAACAUGUGCAUAAACAACACACUGGUGUGCAACGGCAUGCAGAACUGUGUGUACCCAUGGGAUGAAAAUCAGUGUAAAGAGAAGAGAAAAGCCAACAUCCUGGACAACCUGAACAACACCAACGGGACCAUCAUCGGCGUCACCUGUUGCAUCGUCCUCCUCCUCCUCAUCAUCUCCGUCAUCGUCCAAAUCAAGCAGCCUCGCAAAAAGUACAUCCUGCGGCGUGAGGACUUUGACCCCACCAUGUUUCAGGAAGUCUUUGAGCCGCCUCACUACGAGCUGUGCACUCUCCGCGGCGCCACCACCACGGCCGCCGCCGCCUCAGCAGACCUCGUCGACCUGGCGGAAGACUUUGGGAACUACCACACCCUCCGUCGUGCCUCCUCACGCUGCAUCCACGACCACCACUGUGGCUCUCCCUCCAACCCGGGCUCGGCCCACAUAUCCCAGCUGUCGCUCAGCGGGCGAGGGAGCCGCGGCAACCUGAGCACGCGGGACGCAGCGGCCAGCCUGUUGGCGGACCUCCCGCAGCCUCCAAUGUCCGUGCGGCCCCUGCUACCCUCAGCGGGGAACCGCAGGAGCAUCUUGGUCAUGAAGCACAGCUACUCGCAGGAGGGAGCGGACAACGGCUACGACCUGGACGACGACAUGGAUGAAGUUCCAACCACCAGCCACCGGCUUUCACGCCACGAAAAGGCAGUACAGCGGUUCUGCCUCAUUGGCUCUUUGAGCAAACAUGAAUCAGAGUACAACACAACUAGGGUCUAAGAGACAAUCUCAAGGGUGCCUGCUGUCUGGUGUGUUUGAGUGACAAGAAGAAAAGCUCUGCAGGGAAACUGUUUGUCACCUCCUGUUGGUUUGCGUCUCAAAUAGAAGACACUGAAUAUAAGACGGCUUGCGUUUUUCAAACUUGAUAGAUGUAUUCUAGGUCGGUACAUUACUAACGUUUACCAUACACCUGAGAGAUGUCUUUAAUAUUUUGUUGCUUAAUGAAGGCAGAAUUUUUGUAUUACAUUUGAUUAGGCUGCGCGUGAAAUAAAGUAUAGCACUGGUUUGCCACUUUAAUUGGUAGCAUGAACACGAUGUCCAAUGUGUGUGUGUGUUUGAACGUGUAUUUGUAUGUGUGUGUGUGUGUGUGUGUGUGUGUGCUUAUGUUCUACAUUGUGUCGCAUUGUCUCCAUCAUGUAGAGGUCUUGAGAGUGUAGCGCAGUCCCGGAUGACUGGGAGCGGGGCCUCCCUGACACGUGACAAAGUGGAUGAGGGAUGUGCACCAGGAUGACGCUGAGAGGCCCAAGGACGCUUUGAUGAAACCCAAUUUAAAACCAUAUGAUCAUGUGCAAAGAUAAACACAAAAGGACUUAAGAAGAAAACACUUUGAAGGAAAUCAUCCCACACUUUUGUUCUUGUCCCCAUGAAAAUGGACCUUCUUAAUUUAGGGUGCUGUUCCUUUAAAGGGGCCCUAUCCUACUCAUGCAACUUUUCAUACAUACUAAUAAUAUCUUCUAAAUCAAGAGGUUGGCAUGUUUUUAGCUUAUCCUUGCUGGAGGUUAUUACACUAAACAGAGUUGAUUGAGUAUUGUAUUUAAAAUAAAGUAACCAAAGUGCCCCAUUGAAAAUAUGAUAAUUUGAAAACCCCUUAAAAAUGAGCAGGAUAGGAUAGGACCUCUUAUGCUGAUUUGAUGCAACAGUUCACAAAUAAAGCAUGAAUAUAUCCGAAUGGAUGAACAAAUAUGUAUAUUUUUAUGUUAUCUUAACAAUUGGAAUAAUACUAACAAUUAUUAUUUAUUAACAAUUCAAGGCCAAGCUGGUGCAUGCUUGUUUGAAUUAACAUCCUUUUCAAUAUGACACUAUCAGAGGCCCCCAUGUACUAAUAAUACAUCCACUGAUUUUACAAAUGAUUCAUUGCAUGUUGUUAGUUGAAAAAAAGUAUUUGUUAACACCGACUUUCUUUGUUUUAAAUUUUUUUCUUAUACGUUUGUGUCCAAAUAAUCACCAGAGUUUAACAUUGUCUUUGUAUCAAACCAGACUUUUAUACUCCGGCAAAAAAAACAACAAUGUCUUUUAAAAGUUAUUCAAACGAUCCUUCAGGGCUGGUUUUAUCGAUGAUUUGUAACAAUAUUAAUAUUAAAUAACAAUAAAGCACCUUUUUUCUUGUU
Nerophis ophidion (straightnose pipefish) is the source of this 3623-nucleotide messenger RNA. It is a transcript of the gene neto1l, whose product is annotated as neuropilin (NRP) and tolloid (TLL)-like 1, like. The record is from RefSeq and is a predicted model, not a curated record. The coding region runs from base 565 to 2235 and encodes 556 amino acids. The transcript has 13 exons. Lineage: Eukaryota; Metazoa; Chordata; Actinopteri; Syngnathiformes; Syngnathidae. Gene Ontology annotation, molecular function: protein binding.